CCAACGGUCAGGAUGCUUGCCGUCAAGUUUUGAUUUUCGAGAAGAACCAAGAACUACGGUACCAGAGCCGAACCGGGUACGACAACAUGUACAAGAAGUUCCGUGAGGUUCCCUUGCAUUCAGAUCAUUAAGACCGCCACUGUCCCUGCAAGUCUCUGCAACAGAGAGAGCACCAAGCAGUUCCAUAUCUCCAAGAUCAAGUUCCCUCUUGUUUUCAGGAAGGUCAGACCACCAAAUAGGAAGCUCAAGACUACAUACAAGGCUUCAAAGCCAACCUUUUCAUGUAAAACCAGUCUUUGCAUGAUUCUCUACUCAUCCUUGUCAACCAGGGAUCAGAAUCUAGAGUGAGUGAGAGAAAUAGAGAUGUCUUUACCAGUAGUAGCAGUAGCUUUGAUGGUGGUUUUAGCAGCUGUGUUGAUAAGGGUUGUGAACUGGGUGUGGAUAACACCAAAGAAGCUGGAGAGGUACCUGAGAAGACAAGGUCUCCAUGGAACUCCUUACACGCCUCUUGUAGGAGAUAUUAAGAGAAAUGUUAAAAUGUUGAUGGAGGCAAGAUCAGAACCAAUUACUCCAACAGAUGAUAUCAUCCCAUAUCUCCUUCCUCUUGCCUUGAAGAUGUUCAACUCUCACGGAAGGACCUUCUUCAUGUGGACUGGACCUAUUCCAACGAUCAUGAUAACGAAUCCAGAGCAUAUCAAAGAGGUCUUCAGUAAAACUUACGACUUUGAAGCGACUGUUUCAUCACCUUUGGUCAAACUGUUAGUAGGCGGGCUCGCCAGCUACAAGGGAGAUAAGUGGGCGAGACACAGGAGGAUCAUCAACCCUGCUUUCAACCUCGAGAAGAUCAAGAACAUGGUCCCUGCGUUCUACCAUUGUUCCAGCGAGGUUGUGUCCCAAUGGGAGAGACAAGAAUCGUCAUGUGAGGUCGAUGUUUGGCCUUGGCUUGUGAAUCUGACCGCGGAUGUGAUCUCGCAUGCUGCUUUUGGAAGCAGCUAUAGAGAAGGACAGAGGAUAUUUGAGCUCCAAGGUGAACUAUCUGGAAUCAUUUCACAAGAGCAUAAGAAACCUUACAUCCCUGGAAUGAGGUUUUACCCAACAAAGAACAACAAGAGGAUGAAAGCAAUAGACA
Brassica oleracea var. oleracea is the source of this 1129-nucleotide messenger RNA. RefSeq names its product cytochrome P450 72A13-like. NCBI's taxonomy places the organism in Eukaryota, Viridiplantae, Streptophyta, Magnoliopsida, Brassicales, Brassicaceae. Gene Ontology annotation, molecular function: monooxygenase activity; iron ion binding; oxidoreductase activity, acting on paired donors, with incorporation or reduction of molecular oxygen. The record is from RefSeq and is a predicted model, not a curated record.